Molecule: messenger RNA, 1083 nt
Organism: Aspergillus steynii IBT 23096
Lineage: Eukaryota; Fungi; Ascomycota; Eurotiomycetes; Eurotiales; Aspergillaceae
Product: glycoside hydrolase family 131 protein
Exons: 4
Coding region: 1-1083 (360 amino acids)
Source: RefSeq, a predicted model, not a curated record
AUGAAGCCAUUCGUUCCCCUUCUUUUUCCCACUUCCGCACUGGCUGGUUCGGUGCUGUGGAGUGGAGUCUUCAAUUCUUCCGACUCUGUCGCCGACUUGGAUGACUGGUCCUGGUCCAACCAAGUUGGAGCCUAUCAAUGGUACAUUCACGGCGACGGCAAGACCUCCGAAUACUUAGAGCUGUCGAGCGAUCUCAAGAACCCUGCUGCCAGCGAUGCCAAGGGACUACGGACCAGCAUCGAUGGAACCGCCACUUGGAACGGCCAAACCAUGGAGCGCACCGAACUGAUCCCCCAGACCUCCUCCGACCUGGGCUCCGGUCAUCUCUACUACCAUUUCUCGUUGUCCACGAAGACCACCAACGCGCCGAGCCCGUCUUUCGAGCACCAGAUCGCGUUUUUCGAAAGCCACUUCACCGAGCUGCAGUACGGUAGCUCCGGCGGCAAAGACAACACUCUUCGGUGGAACGCAGGGGGCGAAACGCAGUGGUCGGUCCAGCUCGAGGCCGGCCACUGGUAUAACUUUGCAUAUGACAUUGACUUUGACGCCCAAAAGGUCGGGCUCUGGGCCAGCAAUGGCUCGGACGCGUUGACCCAGGUCGUCAAGCCCGUUAGUGCAGAUGCCUCGUCCAACUCUGCGGACUGGCAUGUCGGUGUGUUGAGGCUGCCGGGCAGUAGUUCCAGUGAUGAGCAGGAGGACUUCUUCUGGUCGGGGGUGUAUGUGGAGGAGGGUCCUAUUACUACCAAGAUCGGAUCUGGUAGGUCCUCUGACUCGAAUUCUGAUGCUUCUUCCGAAGCUUCGACGACUCAAACAUCUGCUGUCAGCGCAUCUACCACCUUCGAAGCUGUCUCCACCGCUGAGCCGACAGGCACCAGUGCUGCAGCAUCGUCCGCCUCGGCUGCUGUGACGACCUCUGCUGUCCCUACACCAGUUCCUACUGAAACUACCCCUGCAAGCACGACUACUUCUUCGGCCUCCCUCCCAAGCCCGACGACUGCAUCGGAGCUUCUGGCUGACAUCGGAUCACUUUUGAAAUCUCUCAUCUCUCGUUCUGGGGUGCAUGCACGAGACUUUACUCGUUAG